Elgaria multicarinata webbii is the source of this 2623-nucleotide messenger RNA. RefSeq names its product zinc finger protein OZF-like. Gene Ontology annotation, molecular function: RNA polymerase II transcription regulatory region sequence-specific DNA binding; DNA-binding transcription factor activity, RNA polymerase II-specific. Gene Ontology annotation, cellular component: nucleus. The coding region runs from base 258 to 1958 and encodes 566 amino acids. Gene Ontology annotation, biological process: regulation of transcription by RNA polymerase II. NCBI's taxonomy places the organism in Eukaryota, Metazoa, Chordata, Lepidosauria, Squamata, Anguidae. The transcript has 6 exons. The record is from RefSeq and is a predicted model, not a curated record.
GACAUUGGGAGCGAAAGAGCACCUUGAAAGCUGCUGGAGGGCGCGGAGGAAAAGCCGAGGAAGAGAAGCUGCGAUUGGGGGCAGCAAAAGAGGGAUCAACCCAGCAGCACGGGGACGACAGUCCAGUUGCCAAUCCGGGCGCUCGGUGAAUUCUCAGGACGUGGCCGGGUGCGUUUCCUGAAGGAGUGACGUAGAUUUGCUGAAUCCAAGCCAAUGAAACUGAGCCCUAGGUGGUCAUACAUGAGAAUCACAGGACCAUGGCCUCAUUGGAAUUUCCUAAUGUGACAAUAAAGCUAGAAGACGAAGAGGAGGUACCGUGGCUCCCCAGUAAACAGGAAUCGGAGGAAAGUGAGAAUUUCCCAGGUGACCGCUCGGGAUUUCCCGUCCCCAAGUCGGAAGUGAUCCAUGGUGGAGAUCCAUGGAUUCCAGAGCCCAUUUCAGAGGAAAGAGAGAUCCCAACAGACUACACCUCAGAACUUCCAGAUGUGAUAAUAAAGCUGGAACAGGAGGAGGAGCCGUACGUCCCCUAUUGCCAGGUUUCGGAGGCCAGCGUGACCUUCAAAGGAGACCCCUCAGGAACUGAAGAUGGAAGAAUCUUUGUGGGAGAACUUCCGUAUUACUCCGGCUGCGGGAGAAGUUUCAACAACAAACCGGACCUCAUCAAACGCGAAAGCCAAAAUGCAGCAGAGAAGCCGCACAAGUGUUCACGCUGCUCCAAAAGCUUCAUGAAGAGAUCCAACCUUCGUACCCAUGAGAGAAUCCAUACCGGAGAAAAGCCGUUCCGGUGCUCCGAGUGCGGGAACAGCUUCAGCGACGGGUCCAGCCUUAUCCGACAUAAGCGGAAGCACACGGGAGAGAAGCCUUACAGUUGCUCAUCCUGUGGGAAAAGGUUCAACCAGAGCUCCAGCCUUAUCAGACACGAGAGAAGCCACACGGAGCACAGGCCUUACAAAUGCCUGGAAUGUGGCAAAAGGUUCAACCAGAGUUCGACCCUGGUGAGGCACGAGAGAAUCCACCGAGAACAGAGACCGUAUAAAUGCUCAGAAUGUGACAAAAGGUUUAUUCAGAGCUCAAGCCUCCUCGCUCAUGAGAGAAUCCACCGGGGAGAGAAACCGUACGGCUGUGCACUGUGUGGCAAAGGCUUCUGUCAGAGGUCCAACCUUCUUAUCCACGAGAUGAAACACACCGGCCUGAAACCGUUUAAAUGUUCGGACUGCGGGAAAGGGUUCAAUCAGAAUUCGAGCCUCGUCAUACACAGGAGAAUUCACACGGGAGAAAAACCAUACAACUGUUCCCACUGCAGGAGACCUUUCAGCGACAAGUCGAGCCUUAAUAAACACGAGAGAGCCCACAGGGGAGACAAGCCGUACAAAUGCUCAAACUGUGGGAAGAGCUUCGUCCGGAGGUCGCACCUUCUCACCCACGAGAGGAUCCACACGGGAGUGAAGCCGUUCAAGUGCUCGGAUUGCGGGAAAAGCUUCAGCAGCCGGUCACACCUGAUAAGGCACGAGGGGACCCACACGGGGGAGAAACCCUACGACUGCUCUUUCUGCGGGAAAAGCUUCAACCGGAAAUCCAACCUGACGAACCACGAGAGGACCCACACGGGGGAGAAGCCGUACAAGUGCUCGGACUGCGGGAAGAGCUUCAGCGACCGCUCGAGCCUGAUCAAGCACGAGCGGAUCCACACGGGGGAGAAGCCGUACAGCUGCGCGUCCUGCGAGAAGAGCUUCAGCGACAAGUCCAGCCUCAUCCGGCACGAGCGGAUCCACACCGAGGAGAAGCCGUACAAGUGCUCGGAUUGCGGGAAAGGGUUCAACCAGAGCUCCAGCCUCAUUGUCCAUGAGAGAACCCACACGGGGGAGAAGCCGUUUAAGUGCUCGGACUGUGGCAAAGGCUUCAUUCGGAGGACGAUUCUCAACAAGCACGAGAGGACCCACGCUGGGGAGAAGCAGUGAAGUCUGGGACUGUGGAGGAGGCCAUCAGCUCUGGUGAUGACUUAGGCUGGUGGGGCGGGGCAGGGCAAGCAGUGUGUGGCCCUCUUGUCAGCCCUAGCCAGCUUAGCCACUGGUGAGGGAUGAUGGGAGUUGUAGGCCAAGAACAGCCAGAGGGCCGCAAGUUGCUUACCCCAAGGCUUCGGCCUUCUUAGAUAUGAAGGAACUUUGCUGGAAGAAAGGCAUUAAAGCUAAAAAAGCGUAGCGAACCAAGCGGCCCCGGUUGAGCGUUCGCCUCUACCAUGAUCGUGGGCGGCCUUAGGCGAGUUGCCCUCCAACACAAAACGCACACCCAAUCCUGUGGGAAGCUGAUUUGCACACGGGCCCCGGUUGAGCAUAGAGCGAGGUGUGCUUCAGUGCAUGGAUUUCAGCGACCAUAAUUCUGGGGUUGGAUCACGAUCCUGAUAUUUUUCCUACCUGGACAUGUAAGCGAACAGGAUGUGAGAGUGGGAUGCACGAGGUAGUCUACUGGUGUGGGCAAACUCCAGGUUUGCGGGAUCUACAUUUUUAGAGAACAAAACAUGAACUUUUGUUAUACGUUUCCUCCCCUCCCCUCAAUAAGGUAAGAGUAUAGUGAGUUAGACGCAUAUGCAAUCAAAAAUAAAAGGAUGAAUACAGAAAAAUAACAA